Messenger RNA from Lepidothrix coronata (blue-crowned manakin), 822 nucleotides. RefSeq names its product protein Wnt-4-like. Gene Ontology annotation, cellular component: extracellular region. Bases 1 to 822 code for a protein of 273 amino acids. Gene Ontology annotation, biological process: neuron differentiation; cell fate commitment; canonical Wnt signaling pathway. The record is from RefSeq and is a predicted model, not a curated record. Lineage: Eukaryota; Metazoa; Chordata; Aves; Passeriformes; Pipridae. Gene Ontology annotation, molecular function: frizzled binding; cytokine activity. The transcript is spliced from 5 exons.
AUGGAGAUGGUGUGCCUGCACGCAGUGCUGAUCCCCGUGCAGUGCGUCGCUGCCGUACCUGGCCAAGCAGACCUCCCUGCAGGUGUCCCUCCGGGACCCCAGGGGUGUGAUGGUCUGACGGGGUUGGUAGAAGAGCAGGUCCACAUUUGCCAGUGGCAGGUGGAAGCCAUGGAUGCAGUGAGGCAAGGUGUGGAGCUGGCUGUCCAGGAGUGCCAAUACCAGUUUCACUCUCGCUGCUGGAACUGCUCCACCCUGAAGGGGCUGCAGGUCUUUGGCAAGGUGGCCGUCCAGAGCACAAGGGAGGCUGGUUUCAUCCACGCCAUCUCUGCUGCUGGCAUUGCUUUUGCUGUGACUUGUGCCUGCAGCCACGGGGAGAUGGAGAAGUGUGGCUGCGACCGCAAGGUCCGAGGAGCCAGCCCUGAAGGUUUCCAGUGGUCGGGCUGCUCCGAUAACCUGUCUUAUGGGCUUGCCUUCUCUCAAGCCUUCGUGGGCAACCCAGAGAGGAGCCAUGGUGUCUCCUCCAGCCAAGCACUCAUGAACCUGCACAACAAUGAGGCUGGGAGGAAGGAUCUCUUGACCCACAUGAAGGUGGAGUGCAAGUGCCAUGGUGUGUCAGGCUCCUGCGAGGUGUGCACAUGCUGGAAGGUCAUACCUUCCUUCCGCAAGGUGGGCAACAUCCUCAAGGAAAAGUUUGAGGGGGCAACAGAGGUUUACCCGAAGUGGAUCAGCCAGGGAGAUGUCCAGAGGUGUCGCCAGCUCCUGAGUGCUCCCCACACAGCACCCUCCCGCCAGCCUCAGUGGGCUUUCUGUGGUUUGAAUUAA